AUGGCCGAAUUUCCGCAUUUUGGUUCGCAUUGUGGAGUGGAAUUCUGCAAUCAACUCGAUUUUUUGCCCAUAAAAUGUGAUGCUUGCCGUGGUGAAUAUUGUACACAACACUUUGUUUAUGACGCUCACAAUUGUGAAAAUGCCUAUAGAAAAGUAAGAUUUUACUUGGGAGAAAAAUUUAAAACAACAUUUUUCCCCGGAAAAGUGCGGUAGAGCGCAAAAGCAUUUUCUAGACCAAAAUUUCGCGAAUUUUCAGAAUAUCCAGGUCCCGGUGUGCCCAAUGUGCUCGCAACCGGUGCCUACACCAAAAAACGUGCCUGCCGAUUAUCAAGUCAACGAACAUAUCCAGAAUAAUUGUGAAAAAUCGAAGAAACGGGAGAUUUACAAGAAUAAGUGUAGUGUAAAAGGAUGUCGAAAGAAGGAAUUGAUACCUGUGACGUGUCCCACGUGUAAAUUGAAUUAUUGUUUGACACAUCGACAUGAGCAAGAUCAUAAAUGUGAGGGAAGUGUGGAGCAGAAGGCGGGUGGUGGAUUUUUGAGCAGCGCGUGAGUUUUUUGGGGGAAAAAUUAUGAAAAUGUCGUUCUAGAGCUCAAAAUCCGGGUUUUGAGACGAUUUUUGAACUAAAAAUUGUGAAAAUUCGGUCUUGGGGUGAUUUUUAGCUUUAAAUUCGUAAAAUUUGAGCCCUGGAGCAAAUUUUAGCUUAAAAAGUUGAGCUAGUCGCGAAAAAUCUGAUUUCUAGCUUGAAAAAUGGGUCUUGACACGAUUUUUAGCUUAAAAAUGAAGAAAAUUAGGUCCUGAAGCGAUAUUUGGCUUGAAAAUUAUGAAAAUUGGGUCUCGAGACGAUUUUUUCAGUUAAAAAUCAUGAAAUUCGGCUCCAGAAGCAAGAUUUCACGAAAUUGGCUUAAAAUUUGGGUCUUGACACGAUUUCCAACCUAAAAACCUUGAAAAUUCGCUCCUGGAGUGAUUUUUAGCUAGAAAAAUGGGUCCCGCAACGAUUUCUCAACCGAAAUCCCAUGUCCCUUUAAAAAUUCAAAUUUUUCAGCGUUGCCGCCCUCUCACUAAACCGAAAUUGCUCAUCUCAAGCACGAAAUGAGGUAAGUGCGCUCUACUGAACUUUUUUCAAAUUUUUUUGGCGCCAAAUCCAAAAAAUUCAAAUUUUUUGCAGCAAGUCACAUCAGAUGAGCAAUUGGCCAGGGCUUUACAACAAGAAGAAUAUUCGUGAGUAGAGUUUUUUUGGCGGGAAAAUUUUUGAAUUCAAAUUUUUUCAGGAAUCCGGGCUCGUCACAAAAUCGUCAGCAGCGAAAUUCGCAAAAUAAUUGUACAGUAUCCUGA
This is a messenger RNA of Caenorhabditis angaria, 1333 nucleotides long. The record is from the annotation of a GenBank genome assembly. NCBI's taxonomy places the organism in Eukaryota, Metazoa, Nematoda, Chromadorea, Rhabditida, Rhabditidae.